Fusarium odoratissimum NRRL 54006 is the source of this 567-nucleotide messenger RNA. RefSeq lists its product as uncharacterized. The transcript has a single exon. The record is from RefSeq and is a predicted model, not a curated record. Lineage: Eukaryota; Fungi; Ascomycota; Sordariomycetes; Hypocreales; Nectriaceae. Bases 1 to 567 code for a protein of 188 amino acids.
AUGCUUUGCUUCAUCUACAUCAGCGGCUUCCCCGGCAUCGGGAAGCUCACGAUCGCGAAGGAGCUCCAACAAUUACUCCCCGACUCAAAAGUAUACCACAAUCACCUCCUUAUCGAUCCCAUCGAUGCCCUCGUCGAACGCUCAUCUCCAGGCUACCAUGGGAUACGAACGGGUCUACGGCGAUACGUCCUGAACGAAAUCGCGACGCCGGAAUAUACUAAGGGUAGAACGUGGAUCUUUACAGAUGCGCGAGAGGCAAGCGCAGCGGGAGAAAUGGGCGCGAAGGACUAUGAAGCUGCAGCGAGAAAGAGAGGCGUUUCGUUCUUAUCGAUCGUGCUGGAGUGCGAGAUUGAGGAGAACAUAAGGCGGGCGAUCAAUUCGAUGCGAAGUCAAAGCGUAGACGCGAAGCUUACGGACGAGACGAUCUUGAGGCCGAUUCUGGAGAAAGAGACAAACUAUCGCUUUGGGAAUGAGAACGAAUUGGUGCUUGAUGUCACGAAAUUGAGUUCGAAAGAAGCUGCUUCGCGGAUUAAGGAGCAUGUCGAUCGUUUGGCUGCAUGUCCGUGA